This is a messenger RNA of Eimeria mitis, 2919 nucleotides long. RefSeq names its product dopey, N-terminal domain-containing protein, putative. NCBI's taxonomy places the organism in Eukaryota, Apicomplexa, Conoidasida, Eucoccidiorida, Eimeriidae. The record is from RefSeq and is a predicted model, not a curated record. Gene Ontology annotation, molecular function: transcription cis-regulatory region binding. Gene Ontology annotation, cellular component: nucleus. Gene Ontology annotation, biological process: regulation of transcription by RNA polymerase II.
AUGAAGGGUCUAGGGUUUAGGGCGAAGUCUGAUUUGCUUGCUGCAGUAUCUUAUUCUUUAUCAUCAUCAGCAGCAGCAACAGCAGCAGCAGCAGAUGCUGCUGCUGCUGCUGCUGCUGCUGCUGCUGCUGCAGUGCUGCCGCUGCGGGCUUUGUUUGUCUUUCUGGGUGAUGAGGAAGCAGAAGCAGCAGCGCAGCAAAUCAUCGCUCAUCUGGCCCCCCAGGUCUUGAGAUAUAUACACAGGGAGAGCAGCAACCCCGAUUGGGGGGCUGCAUGCGUGCAGGAGGCGCAGCAUGUCUUUCAUCUGAAGCUGACGCCGCCGAGCGUUGUAUGGUCUGCGUUAGCAGCAGAGCUGCAGCAAGUGCUGCAGCAGCAGCAGCAGCAGCAGCAGCAGCAGCUGCAGCUGCAGCAGGAGGAGGAGGAGGAGGAGCAGGGAGAGAAGCAGGAACUGCAGCAGCAGCAGCAGCAGCAAAUGCUGCUGCUGCAACAGCAGCAACUCAUACCCGCCAUACAAGACGCAGCAAAGCAAGAAACAGCAGCAGCAGCAGCAGCAACAGCAGCAGCAGCAGCAGCAGCAGCGGAGGAAGUGCUGCAGCUUGCUGCUCUGUAUGAAGACCGUAUUGCUGCACCUCUUGCUGCUGCUGCUGCUGCUAGUGGUGCAGCAGACACAGCAGCAGUCUGCGAGGGGUGCCGGGCGAUAGCGCCUACGCUGCAGCAGCUGCCGGUGGUGCGGCCGCUGCUGCAGCAGAUGUUUAGCUGCCUGCGCCGGCUGCGAGCAUUGAGGGCCAACAAGGAGUUGCUGCUGCUGCAGAGCCGUGCUGCUGCUGCUGCUGCUGCUGCUGCUGCUGCUGCUGAUGCGGAUGCGCUUCACUCCACUCCCAGUGAUGCAGCUGCAGCAGCAGCAGCAGGAAAUGCUGCUGCUGCUGCUGCUGCUGGUGUUCUGCUGCAAGACGCAACAGCUGCUGCAGACAGACCAUCCUCUACAGCAGCAGCAGCAAGCGCUGCUGCCGCUGCUGCUGCUGCUGCUGCUGCUGCUGUAUCAUCCCCUGAAUAUUCUGGGUGUCAGGAGGGUAUGGAGGCGUCGCUGCAGCAGCUGCUGCAGCAGCUGCAGCAGCUGCUGCAUGCAAUCGGCAGCUUUUUGUGUUACGUAGAGUCUAUCCUCGUGCAGCUGCUGGCGACAGAAGAAGCAGCAACACCAGCGCUAGAUACUCUCUUCUCUGUCCUGGUGUCUUGCAUGAUGCCACCGCAGGCGCCGCUGGUGGAGUUGCAGUGUUUUAUUGAGGAGCAAAUACUCAGCAGCAGCAGCAGCAGCAGCAGCAGCAGCGGCAGCAGCAGCAGCAGCAGCAGCAGCAGCAGCCUCCCCCCGUGGCUGCUGGCGCUGCUAGACUGCGCUACGUCUCCUCGUUUUUCCGUUUGCUGCAGAGCAGCACAAACAUACAUCUCUAUAUUAAAAAGCAGCAGCAGCAGCAGCAGCAGCAGCAACAGCAGCAGCAGCAGCAGCAGCAGCAGCAGCAGGAGACGUCUCAUCUGUGAUACUGAUGAGUGUCUUCGCGUAGCAACAACGCUUUGGGACUGCCUAGGAGGCAGCAGCAGCAGCUGCUGCAGCAGCAAAGCAGAAGGCCUCAUCGUCGAUCUGCUGCUGCAGCUGAAUGAUGCAUGCGCCCCUGAACGCCCGGUGGGCGGUGUUAGAGUCGGUAGUUCUAGCGAGUCUUCAGUGCAGCAGCAGCAGCAGCAGCAGCAGCAACAGCAGCAACAGCAGCAGCAGCAGCAGCAGCAGCAGCAAGGCGGAGAGUAUAUGGAGAUUCAGCGCCUUUUGGAGACAUGCAAGGCUUCAGGUGGCGAGACGACAGCACCAACAGCAGCAGCAGCAGCAACACCAACAGCAGCAGCAACACCCCCAGCAGCAGCAGCAGCAGCAGCAGCAGCAGCAGCAGCAGCAGAGUGGCGAUCAUGGACGUACAGUGAUCUAUCUGUUGUUGAUUACGUAGACUUGCUGUCUGUCGUUUUGCUGCGCUUUAUAUCUUUUCGUUUGCCCCCAGCAGCAGCAGCAGCAGCAGCAGCAGCAGCACCAGCAGCAGCAGCAGCAGCAGCAGCAGCAGGGAGCAGCAGGUUUGCUGCUAUGCAUGGAAAAGCUUCUCCAGCAACUGCAGCAACUCCAGCAGCAGAUCCUGCAGCACUGCAGCAGCAGCAGCAGCAGCAGCAGCAGCAGCAACUAUAUCCUCUCUUUGCUUUGGGAGUGCAGCAGAUGAAAGCUAAACCCGUGUCAGUAGUUUUGUUAGAUUUCUUUUGUCGUUUGCUGCUGCGCGCUGCUGUUGGCCGCAGCACGAAGUCACCUUUCCGCAGCAGCAGCAGCAGCAGCAGCAGCAGCAGCAGCAGCAGCAGCAGCAGCAGCAGCAUGAGCUCUCGUAUGCUGCUGCCAUACCUCCGCGGUAUUUUGGGGGUUUUAAAUUUUGCUAUUGACUCGGCAUCGAAGCGUGAUGCUAUUGACUCGGCAUCGAAGCGUGAGCUGGAUAAGGAAACAUCAGCAGAAACAGGGGGUUUGACGCCUUUUUUAGAUUUAUUUUCUUGGCAUAGUGCUGCUGUUAGCGAGGAGGAGCUGCUGCAGCAGAAGCUGCAGCAGCGGCUGCCGGCGAUUGCUGCUGCAGUGCAUGUGACGGUAUCCGCCUGUGUAGCAGCAGCAAACCUCGUGCUGCCCCCCCUGCAGCAGCAGCAGCAGCAGCAGCAGCAGCAGGAUGCAAGAGGAGCUGCAUAUAGCUGCAGCAGCAGCAGCAGCAGCAGCAGCAGCAGCAGCGAUGCUGCUGCUGCUUUUCCUGCUGCUGGUUCUUUUCUUUAUGAGGCUGCAGACGGCUUAGAGUCUCCGUCUGCAGCAGCAGCAGCAGCAGCAGCAGCAGCUUUCUUUAUGAGGCUGCAGACGGCUUAG